This is a messenger RNA of Anarrhichthys ocellatus (wolf-eel), 4017 nucleotides long. RefSeq names its product solute carrier family 22 member 5-like. Gene Ontology annotation, molecular function: transmembrane transporter activity. Bases 552 to 2510 code for a protein of 652 amino acids. NCBI's taxonomy places the organism in Eukaryota, Metazoa, Chordata, Actinopteri, Perciformes, Anarhichadidae. Gene Ontology annotation, cellular component: membrane. The record is from RefSeq and is a predicted model, not a curated record. The transcript has 12 exons. Gene Ontology annotation, biological process: transmembrane transport.
AUAAAAUAAUACAUAAAAAAGUUCAAUUAAUAAAUUGACGAACACUAACAACCCACACCAGUGCUGUCUGGGCCUGUUUCUAAAAACAUGUUGACUCCGUGGCUACGGCCUUGAUAUACAGGCUUCAGUUUUAUUAUCCUCAAUGGGGAAUAAAUGCACACGAAACACUCACUCACACACCCACUUGUGUUUGGAAAGCCAACACGUGACAGGUCAACAUUCAGCAUUUAUUGUCUUUGUAAUGUUUAACCUGAGACUAACAAAAUGUUGCUUUGAGAACUGUGGCACUGCAGCUUUUUUGCCAUUUGUUUACUCUUUAUAGCCUCCAUGUUUGUAUCCCUGGCAACUAUGGCUGGCAGUCCUUGGUGCAAAGAACUACUUGAGAAAAAAAUCUCCAGUUUAACUUUUUGCUUUGGCGUGCAUGUUUAUUGAAGUUGCCUACAAGGCGUGGCUUUCACAACAGUUGAGGGGAGGACAAACUACUCCAGAGCAGUAGAAAAACAAGUAUACACAAUAAACAGAGUGGAGGGGACGGUUAGGAUUCUGAGACCAUGAAGGAUUAUGAUGACUCCGUAGCUUUUCUGGGCCAGUGGGGACGUUUCCAGCAGGUUGUCUUCUUCUUACUCUCUGCCAGCAUCUUGCCCAAUGGAUACGGUGCUUUCUCUGUUGUCUUCUUGGCUGACACUCCCAGCCACCACUGCCUGGUUCCUCACGUCAACCUGACCCAAGAUUGGCUUAAUGCAAUCAUCCCGAUAGAGGUGGUGAAUGGGAAACAGCAGCUGAGCAGAUGCAGCAGGUUCAGGCUGGAUGUGGUCAGAAAUCUCUCUGCUCAGGGAUUCAUUCCUGGGAGGGACGUCAACAUCACGGACCUGGAGCAGGAGGGAUGUGUGGACGGGUGGAGCUACAGCAGAGACAUCUACCAGUCCACCAUCGUCUCUGAGUUUGACCUGGUGUGCCGAGACCAGUGGAAGCAGCCGUUCACCUCAACAAUUUAUUUCCUGGGAGUUCUUGUUGGAUCCUUCUUCUCAGGACAGCUCUCAGACAGGUUUGGAAGAAAGCCUGUUUUCUUUGCCACCAUGGCAGUUCAGACAAUUUUUACUUUUGUUCAAAUCUUUUCACCUUCAUGGAUGGUGUUUGUCAUCCUCUACUUCAUGAAUGGUUUGGGACAGAUCUCCAACUAUGUAUCUGCUUUUGUGCUGGGCAAUGAGAUCUUGACUGGACAUGUACGGGUCCUGUUCUCCUCACUGGGUGUGUGUCUGGGAUAUGCCAUUGGCUACAUGAUGCUGCCUCUUUUUGCUUACUUUUUAAGGGACUGGAAAUCUCUCCUGUUGGCUAUCUCUCUGCCUGGCCUGCUCUACAUCCCGCUCUGGUGGUUCAUCCCAGAGUCUCCUCGUUGGUUGCUCUCUCAGGGAAGAGUGGAGGAGGCUGAGACCACAUUGAGAAAGGCUGCUAAGAUGAACAAAGUCAAGGCUCCAUCGGUCAUCUUUGAAGAUUACAGCGUACAUGCUGAUGCAACAAAGACACAACCUAAGGAACAGCACAAUGUCUUCAGCCUGCUGAGGACAAAAAACAUCAGAAACUUGACGGUCAUUCUGUGCUUGGUGUGGUUCACUCUGAGUACCGGAUACUAUGGCCUGUCCCUGAACACAUCCCAACUUCAUGCUAACCCCUACAUCAGCUGCUUCCUCUCAGCAGCUGUAGAGGUACCAGCAUACACUUCCAGCUGGCUGGCACUGCGAUACGUUCCACGACGGCAGUCUGUCUUUUGUAUUUUUCUCAUUGGAGGAGUGUCGCUGUACUUCCUUCAACUGGUGCCUAAAAGUUUAUCAGAACUGUCUGUAGCUCUGGAGAUGCUGGGUAAAUUUGUCAUUACCAUCGGUACAUCCCUGAUAUAUGCCUACACAGCAGAGCUUUACCCAACACCGCUCAGGAACACAGCAACAGGGACGUGCAGUGCUGUUGCCAAAGUGGGCAGUUCCAUUGCACCAUUUUUGUUACAGCUAAUUUCUGUGCAAAAUACACAGAUGAAAUCAUGCAGGUUCACCAGAAAAUCAUCAGUUCAGACUGCAGUUGGGGCUCCGGCAGCGACCAAAUUUCAGCCUUCGACCUGCAGUCAGAGCUCUAGCAGGUGGAGGAGAGCUCUGCUCCCGGCAACAGCAGCGUCUCCAAAUCCGGCCAGGAGCAGAGCGUCACCUUGCUGCUCCACCGGUCCCCCCGGUAGCCAACAAGACCCAAGUCCUACUGCUGGGACCGCUGGAGGGAAGGGAGUCACUAGAGAACCAGAACCAGGACUAAGCGGAGCAGACUGUGUAUACUUUAAGUACCUGCCUUAUAUUGUAAUGGGGACCCUGGCUGUUGUGUCUGCCUUUGCUACUCUCCUCCUGCCAGAGAGUUUCGGACGACCUCUACCUCAAACUAUUCAACAGAUGCAUAAGAGAGAAAGCAUAAAGUGCCCAUUCAUCACAAGAAGAAAACAUUCAAAACCUCCGAUGCUUUCGAAAAUCAACUGAUUGUCGUGAGUUAACUACAUGAGUUAAUCAUAACUGUUGAGCUAUUACCUCUAGUUGCACUAGUAUUCCUACUGUUCUCAGAAACAAUCAGUACAAGUAGAUUUAAUGAAGUUACAUCACCAAGAAAUGAAAUUAAAAUAAUUAAAACUUGAGUCAAACAUUUUGGAGUAAAUCAAAUUGUGCUUGCAGUCUGUGCAUGUUAUCUCAGAUCACAAAUAUGUAAAUCAAAUAUUAAUUAUGAACUGAACUGUGUUAAAUGUGAUGUAAAAGAUGCACCAUAACACCCUAAACCUGGCUACUGGUUCUAAUUAUAUUGUUGUCAGAAUAUAAGAAAUUUUUUUUUAUGUUUAUGUGCUGUUUAUUUUAUUUUUUUAAUUGCACACUUUCAUCUUUUAUGACUGUGAACAUCAGUAUCAUGUGAAUAUGGUAACAAUUGCAUCGUUGCAGAGCAUAUUUAGUGCAGACAAUUGUUGUACUUUUCAUUUGACAGUAUUUUGAUGAAAUCAUUACUCCAGUUUCGUAGAGAUAUUUUAAGACACACAUUAUAUUGCUUCUAAAACUGUCAUGUUCCUUGGUCCUGUUGCAGCCGCGUACAAAUCCAGAAAACAAUAAUCCUCUUCAGUUAUUUCUGACGAGUGUAUAUUUACCAAAAACAUGGACAGAGACGUGAAGGUUGUCCAGUUAUUCAUCUCAAGCCGGAUAUCGGUGUGGCUCCUUCUUCAGAGGACAACUGAAGACUUCUUGUCAGCAGCGUUUUCCUUUUCUUCGCUGUGUGUGAGUGUAUACAGUGUCUUCUGACAACAUCUAGAGUAAAAAAACAGUUACAGUAAUGAUUAAGAGACUCAUGACAGGAAGUGAAUUAUUUGAAAUAAUACAUCAGAUUCCGUGUCUACAUUUAAAUAUCUAUUAAAGUGGCAGUGUACAUAUUUAUUGAAUUAAUGAACCAAUGCUCAGCUUUCACUACAAACCUCACAGUUUUGCUCAGAUUGUCCUGAGUCACUGUGGCUGUUUUCUGAAAUGGUAUGUUUAAAUAUGCUUAUGAGGCAUUAUCUAAUGAUCACUUUUGGUAAAUUUAGGGAGAAAUCUGCAGAUGCAAAUAGACAAAGUAGUAAAAUAAACACCAAAAUGUUUAUUUGAGAUGCUUUCUUUCCACUAGGCUGAUAGUAAACAUGUUAUUGAAGCUAAAUAGCACAAAAUCUCACAACUGAUCAGCGAAUGAAAAGUCCUCCUUACUAAAACCAAAGUGGGAAAAAAGCAGUUUGUUCAGUUGUGUUUCUUAUAGUGUGUUUGGCUUUAACUGGUUACACUUUGUGUCACUUAUGGAGCAACAUUUCAUCUUUUUAAGGCCAGUUGAACUGGACUGUAAAACGGUCGGAGGGAGAAAUGUUUUUGUGCUUGCAUGUGAACAUACAGUUAAUCAUAUUGAAUCUCGCAAUUCUGCAACAAAUUAACCAGAUUCGGGUAUGAGAGUAUUUUGUAAAAAGAAAUUAAAAAGAAGGUCUUAGUA